This is a messenger RNA of Mangifera indica (mango), 874 nucleotides long. RefSeq names its product bidirectional sugar transporter SWEET5-like. The record is from RefSeq and is a predicted model, not a curated record. Bases 83 to 799 code for a protein of 238 amino acids. Gene Ontology annotation, cellular component: membrane. The transcript is spliced from 6 exons. Lineage: Eukaryota; Viridiplantae; Streptophyta; Magnoliopsida; Sapindales; Anacardiaceae. Gene Ontology annotation, molecular function: sugar transmembrane transporter activity. Gene Ontology annotation, biological process: carbohydrate transport.
UUCAUUUCAUUUUCAGUAAUUGUUGAUUACUUUUACCAGUUUUACACAUUAAUCGUCUUCUUUAUCUUUUCUACUCGAAAUUAUGGCGAUCGAUAGAGGGACCCUUACAACCCUUGCAGGCAUUUGCGGAAACAUCAUCUCUUUCGGCUUGUUUCUUUCCCCACUCCCAACACUGAUCAGAAUAUGCAAGCAAAAAGCAGUUCAUGCGUUCAAGCCUGAUCCAUACUUGGCUACCACUCUGAAUUGCAUCAUGUGGUUGUUCUACGGGCUACCCCUUGUCACAAAAGACAACCUGUUGGUUAUUACUAUCAAUUCUGCAGGUCUUAUAAUGGAGUUGGGCUAUGUCACCAUCUUCUUCAUCUAUUCUCCCUGGGCAAAGCGCAGGAGAAUUACGUAUGUUCUUAUCUUUGAGGUCGUGUUCGCCGCCGUUGUGGUUUUCGUCACCUUGUUUUUCUUCCAUUCUCUUAAAGAUAGAGCCAUGAUAGUGGGCAUUUUGUGCAUCGUCUUCAAUGUAAUUAUGUACACUUCUCCUCUAACAGUCAUGAAAAUGGUGAUCAAGACAAAGAGCGUCAAGUACAUGCCGUUUACUCUCUCAUUAGCAAACUUUGUCAAUGGCUGCAUCUGGAGUCUUUAUGCAAUUCUUAAACGUGAUACAUAUGUCUUGAUACCCAAUGCUUUAGGAACAUUAUCUGGUGUAGUGCAGCUAGUGAUGUACGCAGUUUACUAUAAAACAACAAAUUGGGACGAGGAUGAUGAAGAAGAUAUACCACAAGAAGUCCAACUCUCCAAUAAUGCUUGAAUACCACUCCAUUGGCAGCUUCCAGCUUUCUAAAUUUUGGUAAUAAAUUUCUGUAUUGAAGAGUAAAAUGGACAA